This is a messenger RNA of Nilaparvata lugens (brown planthopper), 384 nucleotides long. RefSeq lists its product as uncharacterized. Bases 1 to 384 code for a protein of 127 amino acids. NCBI's taxonomy places the organism in Eukaryota, Metazoa, Arthropoda, Insecta, Hemiptera, Delphacidae. The transcript is spliced from 3 exons. The record is from RefSeq and is a predicted model, not a curated record.
AUGGCAGCUGUCAGUGGGGCGACUGGUGGUGGUGGGGCGACCGGCAGUGGUGGCCGGAUGACUGGCGGUGAAGGCCAGACAACCGGCGGCGGGGUGACUGGCAGUGGUGGGGCGACCAGCAGCGGCCGGACGACUGGCGGCAGGGUGACUGGCAGUUGUGGGGCGACCAGUGGCGGCCGGACGACCAGCAGCGGGGUGGAUCCGGGAUUGUGUGCGGUAACUGCUGCUGCUCAACUUGGAUUUCAAGGAGGCCUGGGGUCGUCGCGCAUAUACUCCAUCCAGGAUUGUUGCAUACAAGGUAUCGGCAGAGUGGUAUGUGGAGACGAGGUGGUCGGCGGGACUGACGCAUUGGGGAUUGCAGCAUCACCAGUGACUGGCUCUUAA